UACGCCGACAGCCCCGCCUCCUCCGCGCCGUCCCCGCCACGGUUACCCCGGUUCUCAGCCCCUCCUUUCCGCGGCGCUCGAGGGACCAUGGCCGAUCCUCGCGUGAGGCAGAUCAAGAUCAAAACUGGCGUGGUGAAGCGGUCAGGAAUGGAGUACAAAUACAGCCUAAUCCCAUCCUCAAGGAAUUUAAGACCUAACAGACUGGUCAAAGAAAAAAUGAUGUAUGAAAAAGAAGCAAAACAACAAGAAGAAAAGAUUGAAAAAAUGAAAGCCGAAGAUGGUGAAAAUUAUGCUAUUAAAAAACAGGCCGAGAUCCUGCAGGAGUCCCGGAUGAUGAUUCCAGACUGCCGACGCAGGUUGGAAGCUGCGCACGCUGACCUUCUGCAGUUGUUAGAGAGUGAAAAAGACUUGGAAGAAGCUGAGGAAUAUAAGGAGGCACGUUUAGUACUGGAUUCAGUGAAGUUAGAAGCCUGAAGUUUUCUGUACAGGGUAUUUUUUGCAUUAAAUCCUGGGAUCCAUUCCACAAUUCAUUAUUUUUGACCACUGCUGUGUGUUCAAGUAGUAUGAGAAUGUGAUUCUUUUUAUGCAGUGCAUAUAUUUUUCUUUGCCUAAUUUAAUGUGUCAAAUAAAUGAGUUCAUCUAAUAAAAUUGCUUCUUUCAUA
Messenger RNA from Cervus elaphus (red deer), 662 nucleotides. It is a transcript of the gene TBCA, whose product is annotated as tubulin folding cofactor A. Gene Ontology annotation, cellular component: microtubule cytoskeleton; cytosol. The coding region runs from base 88 to 474 and encodes 128 amino acids. The transcript has 5 exons. Gene Ontology annotation, molecular function: beta-tubulin binding. Gene Ontology annotation, biological process: tubulin complex assembly; post-chaperonin tubulin folding pathway. NCBI's taxonomy places the organism in Eukaryota, Metazoa, Chordata, Mammalia, Artiodactyla, Cervidae. The record is from RefSeq and is a predicted model, not a curated record.